Messenger RNA from Engraulis encrasicolus (European anchovy), 3384 nucleotides. RefSeq names its product Rho GTPase activating protein 36 (gene arhgap36). Gene Ontology annotation, biological process: signal transduction. The transcript has 13 exons. NCBI's taxonomy places the organism in Eukaryota, Metazoa, Chordata, Actinopteri, Clupeiformes, Engraulidae. The record is from RefSeq and is a predicted model, not a curated record. The coding region runs from base 313 to 2343 and encodes 676 amino acids.
UCUACAGGAAGUAUUCAAUAUCAAGCCAGAGGACCAAGCGACGUCUUGACAACCAAUGUGCAAUGUAGACCUGCUCUAAACAGAUAAACUAUCAUUUAUAUAUAUAGCCUAUAUAUUUUUAAAAAAUCAAAAACAGUCGUGCAGUGAAAAGUGAUGAGAGGAAGGAAAUGAAAAUUGAUCUUUAUCUGUGUUGAGGAGCUGAGAUCCUGGAGCUUAAGAAGAAGAAGACGUAGAAGAUUAAUUCUCAACACAAGCAAGGUCUCUGUUUGUUUUUUAUUCUAGGUGGAAUUGAAUGGACUUUUUUCAACAGUCAUGCAGAUCGAAAGUCCAGUCCGGCAGGACAUGCAAUUCUACUAUGUGGGGGACCAUACGUGGACCACCAUGUUGGGGCAGAGUGUGAGGCUGCAGCCGGUGCCCAUCCAGAGUCUGUCGGAGCUGGAGAGGGCUCGGCUGCAGGAGGUGGCUCUCUAUCACCUGGAAGAGAGGGACCUCGACUUCAAGAUCACCAUACCCAGAGAGACCCGCAAGAGAAGGAAAUCGCUCAGGAGAAAGUUUGACUCAUUCUCCAAAGAGAAGAAAGAACGAGAAACAACCGCCAUGGCUUUUGGCUUGCCGCUUUGCCAAGUUAUUGCAAACGACCGUGCGUUCAAACAGAGGCAAGACGCGCUGAAAGAGAGCAGGAGGGACUGUCUGGAUCUGGAGGCCAGCGUGCUGCGCUUCCGUGCCGAGAAACACCACCAACACGUCACCGGCAACCUACCGCUGAGCAGCUUAUUGGCCACGCCUGGUGCCGCCUCACCCCAAGUGCUGGAGCUCCACAGCAAGCCGCUCUCGCCCACAUUCCUGGACAACAACUCUAGAGUGCACCGCAGGGGUGGUCUGUCUGUGGACUCCAUAUCGGACUUGGUGGAGAGCCAGUCCCGCCUCCUGGAGGCCCUGCAGCUCUCGCACCCCAAUGAGCUGGACAUCAAGAAGGCCGCCGCCUCGUCCUCCUCCUCCUCCUCCUCAGCUGGGCGCGCCACCCAGAUCAAGCUCAGCCUCAACCCCAUAUACCGGCAGGUGCCACGUGUCGUGGAGCGCUGCUGCAUGCACAUAGAGACCCACGGCCUCCAAACAGUGGGGAUCUUUCGCGUCGGAAGCUCUAAGAAGAGAGUACGGCAACUGCGUGAUGACUUUGACAGUGGGGUAGAUGUGGCUCUGGAUGAAGAGCACAGUGUUCAUGACGUGGCAGCUCUGCUGAAGGAGUUCCUGAGGGACAUGCCGGAUCCACUGUUACCACGGGAACUAUAUAGUGCCUUCCUACAUGCCAACCUGCUGAGAGGCCCAGACCAGCUGUGUUACCUACAGCAGCUGUUGUACCUGCUGCCUCCGUGCAACUGUGACACCCUCCUGCGGCUGCUGACGCUGCUGCACAUCGUCCAGGAGCACGCCCAGGACACCACUGGCACCGACCAGCAAGAGAUCUCAGGCAACAAGAUGACUGCCACCAAUCUGGCGGUGAUCUUUGGGCCAAAUCUGAUGCAGAACGACAGAGAAUUGAGCUCACAAGGUCUUGGCAUCGAGGACAGCGCAGCCAUUAUCUCCGUCACCCUCUUCCUCAUCCAGCACUAUCAACUUCUCUUCACGGUAUCAGCGGAGUUGCAGCAGGAGGUUCUAAUGAGUCUGAUUCAGACUGAUCCAGACAUCAUCGACUACCUCCUACGACGCAAACUCAGUGGCUCCUCCCUGACUGUGGAGAGUGAUGGUGGCGACAGGCAGCAGGGCGGCCAGUCGGUGGAGCUGGGGGGCCAGAUGAGCGGAGACUUCUCCCCCCUGGAGGCUCCCUCCCCUCUCUUCCCCGACACCCCGGGCGGAGGCGGUCUCACCAGCGAGGUCCUCCUCAACAUCCUGCGCUUGAAUAACAGCAGGAAACGUUCCUCUGGAGGCUCCUCUGGAAAGUCCAUGGGCCACAUCCGGCAGUUCCACUCCCAUCACAACCUGCUCAGCCUGGUGCAGCACCAGCAGCAGAGGGAAGAGGUCCAGGAGCAGGAGCUCCAGGACUACAGGGGGGCGGGGGGUGAGCGGGCGGCCCAGACAGCAGAGGGCGGCGUCCACUUCAGCCUGGGCCUGGAGUCUGGUAGCAGUAGCUCCUUCCUCCACCACCACCACCACCACCACCACCAGGGCUCCGCGGAGAACAGCAUCUGGCUGAGGCAGCCGGCUCACAGCCCCUCCAGCAGCACCACGUCCCUAGAGGACGGCAGCAAGCAGCCCUCCAACUUCUGGGACUUUUUCACGGGAAAGAAGACCGUCACUAGAAGAAGUCCUCCUCCUCUCACGCGCCUCCUGAGCGACCACACAUAAUACAGAGUCGGCCGAAAACAUCUGAGGAAUUUGGGAAGACUGAAGGGAAAAGACAGAUCACCCCUUGGAUCCGAUGUCUUGAUUGAAAGCCAGUCCUCUCUCCGUGCGGUCUCAAAGGUCAAGCUGAACACUUCAACUGCUGGAGAUAAGGGGAAGGGCCAUCAGAGUUAACCAACACAACGUUUUUCGUCUAUCAUUUUAAAGGUUGUGUUCAUGUGUAAAGACAUUACUCAUUAUUCAUUAUCAUGUUGUUUUUACUUGUCUUUCUUUUUGAACGCUGAUUUUUUAUUCAUGGAUAUGUGAUUAAGGCUCUUCUGUAUAUACUUUUGCACACACACUGUACAUUUGCGCAAAUAAAUACAAGGUUUUUUUCUGAAUUCUUAAGUAGACAUCUGAAAAUACACUAAUGAGUAAAUGGCAUUGAAUUUUCAUGUUAAAUGAGUUGAUGGUCAUGACAUGGAUGGUAAUCUAAGUAAAAUCCAUAAUUUCCAGAGCUUGCUCAUUGAGCUGCCCAGUAAAUGUUGCAUUGUUAACUCAACGUGAGUCGGCUAACUUUUCAUCUUCAGUGUAGAAUUAACACAGUGAAAUGUACUAUGUGGGUGGAGCUCAUUUUGGUAUGCAUGGACUACAAGGUGUAUUAGGCCACUCUCGGUCAGGGGAUAUCUGGGGACAUCUGAUGGUGCUUCAGGCGACUGCUCAUCCAGCCGGUAACUGUGGCAGUGACCGUGGAAAAGGAAAUCAUUCAUCCAAACCCACUCGAAAAUCACAGGCACAAUUUAAUUGCCUGUAGAUUUUAAUGGUCUGUCAAAGAGGAUUCUCUUCAUUCUAGUCAUGCUGUCCAAAUGGUUUAGUUGUAUGAAACUGAAUCAAGCUCAAGAAGUCCAUUUGCUACAACUUAACUCUUUGAGUUUGGCUUGUACCAUGUUAAGGCAUGGGUGGGUGCAGGACAGCUGACAGGGGGGACAGUUGUCCCAGGACAAAGGAGAGAGGGACGUAGGUCCUUAGACCACUUAGGUCAUUACAUUGUAUUUAUUGGGUGGG